CACCUCCGCCUCUCUCCACAGUCCACUCUCCGCUCCCCUCCUUCUUCCCCCACUCCCCAACGGUCAUAUUCCAUCUCAUUUCCUUCCUACUACUACUAUUCCCCGCACGGCCGCAUCCCUUCUCUCCCAGGUCCCCAUAUCGCUCUCUCUCUCUCUCAGACACACACCCCACAGCACCGGGAGAUUGUUUUCCGAGAUUCGAGUAAUCUUUCCUUUUUCGCCGGCGUAGAAGCUUCCAGGAUCCAAACUAAGCCGCCUAGGAGUCGCCAUGGUGGAGGAGGGGGCGAAGCGGCGGGUGGUGGUGGAGGUCUGCAACGCGCGGAACCUCAUGCCCAAGGACGGGCAAGGGACGGCGUGCGCCUACGCCGUCGUCGACUUCGACGGCCAGCGCCGCCGCACCGCCACCCGGCCGCGGGAUCUCAAUCCGCAGUGGGGGGAGCGCCUCGAGUUCCUCGUGCACCACCCCGACGCCAUGACCGGGGAGACGCUCGAGCUCAACGUCUACAACGACAAGAAGGCCAUCGCCGGCGGGGGAAGCGGCGGCGGUGGGAGCGGCCGCCGCGGUGGCACGUUCCUCGGGAAGGUCAAGGUGGCCGGCGCGUCAUUCGCCAAGGAAGGGGACGAGACGCUCGUCUACUACCCGCUCGAGAAGCGGAGCGUCUUCUCGCAGAUCAAGGGGGAGAUCGGGCUCAAGAUUUGGUUCGUCGACGAGCCGCCCCCGCCGCCGCCUGCCCCUGCAGCUGAAGAGAAGGCCGAUGCGUCGGCUGAGAAAAAAGACGCGACCGAGGAGAAGGGCAAGGAAUCAGCCGCUGCCCCUGCGGCUGAGGAGAAGAAGCCUGAGGAAGCCGCUGCCGAAGCAAAGAAAGCAGAGGAGGCCAAACCAGAGGAGAAGAAACCGGAGGCGGGCAAGAAGGACGGCAAGAAAAACUCGCCGGAGAAGGGGAAGAAGGACGGCGAGAAACCCAAGGAGGAAGCUAAAUCCAAAGAGGAGAAGAAGGAGGCAGCGCCUCCUUCCCCGUCGAAGGCCCCGCCGCCCUCGCCGUCGAAGAUGCAGCUGUCCAACGCCGGAAUCGCCGGCGACCUCGAGAUCCGUCCGCAGAGCGCUGCCGAGCGGAGCAUGACCGCCUCCGGCGGCAGCGCGUCGUACGACCUGGUGGAUCGCGUGCCUUACCUGUUCGUCCGGCUUCUGAAGGCAAAGCAUCAAGACGACGGCAACAAGCAGCCGCUGUACGCCCAGCUGUCCAUUGGCGCUCACACCGUGCGGACUCGAUCCGCCGCGGCCGCCGGCGAGUGGGACCAGGUGUUCGCCUUCCACAAGGCGAGCCUCACCGCCUCCUCGCUGGAGGUGACCGUCCAUGAGGAGGCCAAGAAGCCGGAGAAGGAGGGGGAGCCCGUUCCGGCUGACCCCAACCUGGGCUUCGUCUCCUUCGACCUCCAAGAAGUCCCCAAACGAUCGCCGCCCGACAGCGCGCUCGCUCCCCAGUGGUAUACCCUGGAGGGCCACGCCGAUGACGGCACCUCGGCCUGCGACGUGAUGCUCGCCGUGUGGGUCGGCACGCAGGUCGACGAGGCAUUCCAGGAAGCAUGGCAAUCUGACUCCGGUGGCAACCUGGUCCACACCCGCUCCAAGGCAUACCUGUCCCCCAAGCUCUGGUACCUCCGCCUCAGCGUCAUCCAAGCGCAGGAUUUGCGGCUGCCGUCCCCGCCGGACGCCAAGGCGAAGCAGUACGCGCCCAGCUUCCCGGAGCUGUACGUGAAAGCGCAGCUGGGCGCCCAGGUGUUCAAGACCGGGCGCAUCGCGCUGGGCAGCGCGGCGGCCGGCGCGUCCAACCCGAGCUGGAACGAGGACCUGCUGUUCGUCGCCGCGGAGCCGUUCGACCCUUUCCUGACCGUGGCCGUGGAGGACAUCUUCUCCGGGCAGCCGGUCGGCCAGGCGCGCGUGCCGCUGUCCACCGUGCACCGGCGUUCCGACGACCGGGCCGAGCCGCCGUCGCGGUGGCUCAACCUCUGCGGCGACGAGGCCCGGCCGUACGCCGGGCGGGUGCACGUGCGCGUGUGCCUGGAGGGCGGGUACCACGUGCUGGACGAGGCGGCGAACGUGGCGAGCGACGUGCGCGCGGCGUCGAAGCAGCUGUCGAAGCCGCCGGUGGGCAUGCUGGAGGUGGGCGUCCGCGGCGCGGCGAACCUGGUGCCGAUGAAGAUCGCCAAGGACGGGGCGAGCGGGUCGACGGACGCGUACGUGGUGCUCAAGUACGGGCCCAAGUGGGCGCGCACGCGCACCAUCCUGGACCAGUUCAACCCGCGGUGGAACGAGCAGUACGCGUGGGACGUGUUCGACCCCUGCACCGUGCUCUCCAUCGCCGUCUUCGACAACGCCCGCUACUUGAACGGGAAGCUGCCGCCCAAGGACGCCCGCAUCGGGAAGCUCCGCAUCCGCCUCUCCACGCUGGAUACCAACCGGGUGUACGUCAUCAACUACGCGCUCACGGCCGUGCACCCGGUCGGCGUGCGCAAGAUGGGGGAGCUGGAGCUGGCCAUCCGCUUCACCUGCCCGUCCUGGCUCACGCUGAUGCAGGCCUACGGGAGCCCGCUGCUGCCGCGCAUGCACUACGUCAAGCCGCUCGGCCCGGCGCAGCAGGACGUGCUGCGGCACACGGCCAUGCGCAUCGUGUCGGGCCGGCUGGCGCGGUCGGAGCCGCCGCUGGGGCCCGAGGUCGUCCAGUACCUUCUGGACACGGACACCCACACGUGGAGCAUGCGCCGGAGCAAGGCCAACUGGUUCCGCGUGGUGGGCUGCCUGUCGCACGUGGCCACGGCGGUGAAGUGGGGCCACCGGGUGCGCACCUGGGAGCACUCGCCGACCACCGUGCUGGUGCACAUGCUGCUGGUCGCCGUCGUGCUCUGCCCGGAGAUGAUCCUGCCCACCGUCUGCCUCUACCUCUUCCUGGUCCUGCUCUGGCGCUACCGCUCGCGCCCGCGGGAGCCGACGGGCAUGGACCCGAGGCUGUCCCACGUCGACAGCGUCAGCCCCGACGAGCUCGACGAGGAGUUCGACGGGCUCCCCUCGGGCCGCCCCGCCGACGUCGUCCGGAUGCGCUACGACCGGCUGCGCGCCGUGGCCGGGCGCGCGCAGACGCUGCUCGGCGACGUGGCGGCGCAGGGGGAGCGCGUCGAGGCGCUGCUGUCCUGGCGCGACCCGCGCGCCACGGGGGUGUUCGCCGUGGUUUGCCUGCUCACCGCGCUCGUGCUCUACGCCGUGCCGUUCAAGGUGCUGCUGCUCGGGAUGGGCUUCUACUACCUCCGUCACCCCAGGUUCCGCGGCGACAUGCCGUCCGCCGGGUUCAACUUCUUCCGCCGCCUGCCCUCGCUCUCGGACCGGGUUCUUUAGAAAGAACCGGACCGGAUCGGUCAAUCAACUCACCCAACGGUUUUUGCUUUCUUCAUUGCUAGUGAUAAUGUGUUGGUUGGUGUGUGAUCUGCUUCGUCAGAUCGUUUGAUUAUUUGUUUGCACACAGAGAGCCUCAUUUUCAUGAGGCUCAGUGAUGCUAAUCUCAAUAAUAAAGAUGGCUACUGUAUUCUUUGGUUUACAA
Molecule: messenger RNA, 3590 nt
Organism: Brachypodium distachyon (stiff brome)
Lineage: Eukaryota; Viridiplantae; Streptophyta; Magnoliopsida; Poales; Poaceae
Product: protein QUIRKY
Exons: 1
Coding region: 269-3388 (1039 amino acids)
Source: RefSeq, a predicted model, not a curated record